UCCGCCCAGGGAACCCUGGGGGCUGUAGUUCCUUCCGCCGCGCUGCAGCCUGGGACGGCCGUGCUUGCCACCGCCGCAGUGUGCGUGGCGCCUUCCGCUCCGCCGGCCAUCCUGCGGAGUGAAGGCCAUGGACGUCAACCAGCCCAAGCAGGAGCAUUUGCUGGCUCUGAAAGUGAUGAGGCUAACCAAACCUACCUUGUUCACUAAUAUUCCAGUGACUUGUGAAGAAAGAGAUUUGCCAGGUAAUCUAUUUAACCAGCUCAUGAAAGAUGACCCUUCUACUGUAAAGGGUGCUGAAACUUUGAUGUUAGGAGAAAUGCUGACUUUGCCUCAAAAUUUUGGAAAUAUAUUUCUGGGAGAGACAUUUAGUAGUUACAUUAGUGUGCACAAUGAUAGCAAUCAAGUUGUCAAGGACAUACUUGUGAAGGCUGAUCUUCAGACAAGUUCUCAGCGUUUGAAUCUUUCAGCUUCUAGUGCUGCAGUGGCAGAACUUAAACCUGACUGUUGCAUUGAUGACGUGAUCCAUCAUGAAGUAAAGGAGAUAGGAACGCACAUCUUAGUUUGUGCAGUAAGUUAUACUACGCAGACUGGAGAGAAGAUGUACUUCAGAAAGUUCUUCAAAUUUCAGGUUCUUAAACCACUAGAUGUGAAAACCAAAUUCUACAACGCAGAGACAGAUGAAGUCUUUCUGGAAGCUCAAAUUCAGAAUAUCACUACCUCUCCAAUGUUUAUGGAGAAGGUUUCUUUAGAGCCAUCUAUGAUGUACAAUGUUGCAGAACUGAACACAGUUAACACAGCAGGGGAAAGUGAGUCUACAUUUGGUGCAAGGACUUACUUGCAACCUAUGGAUACACGUCAAUACUUAUACUGUCUAAAACCAAAGCAAGAAUUUGCAGAGAAAGCUGGAGUAAUAAAAGGUGUAACAGUGAUUGGUAAAUUAGACAUUGUAUGGAAAACUAAUCUGGGUGAACGAGGAAGGCUUCAAACUAGCCAGCUCCAAAGAAUGGCUCCUGGUUACGGUGAUGUAAGGCUUUCAUUGGAGACAAUACCAGAUACUGUAAAUUUGGAAGAACCUUUUGACAUUACAUGUAAAAUAACAAAUUGCAGCAGUGAAAGGACUAUGGAUCUGGUUUUAGAAAUGUGCAAUACUAAUUCCAUCCACUGGUGUGGAGUUUCAGGAAGGCAACUUGGAAAGCUGCACCCAAGUUCAUCCCUCCAUCUUGCACUUACAUUGUUGUCUUCAGUGCAGGGAUUGCAGAGUGUCUCUGGCCUAAGACUUACAGACACAUUUUUGAAGAGAACAUACGAGUAUGAUGAUAUUGCACAAGUCUGUGUAGUUUCUUCAGAAAUCAAGCAAAGCUGAGGGAAAACAAAUUUGUAGUUUUACUGGUGUUUUUUUGACCACCUUCUUGAUGUUUUUGCAGUCAACUGUUCUAAAAUGAGUCUAAACAAAAUCAAAUCCCUAUACAGCUGUAAAUGUGAUAAUGAUUAUUUUAUUUCUCUGAGCAUUUCUUCAGUGUUUUCAAAUCUUUUAAAACAUGCAUACGCAUUUUAUCUCCUAAAAAUAAAACCUUUG
This is a messenger RNA of Zonotrichia leucophrys gambelii, 1576 nucleotides long. RefSeq names its product trafficking protein particle complex subunit 13 (gene TRAPPC13). The coding region runs from base 128 to 1363 and encodes 411 amino acids. Gene Ontology annotation, cellular component: TRAPPIII protein complex. Lineage: Eukaryota; Metazoa; Chordata; Aves; Passeriformes; Passerellidae. The record is from RefSeq and is a predicted model, not a curated record. The transcript is spliced from 12 exons.